AUGACUGCGCAGCGAUUCGUGGAGUUUGUUCAAAUUCACUGGCGAAAGUUUGGAUUUUUCCCUCAUCCUGCUGUCCUGCGUCCGCUAUUUGGUUGGGAUUUCGGUACGAGAGGACUUUCGAUUCUGCUCUUUGGUCGCGUGACGGAGCAGGAGAAGAAGAAACGUGUUCGAACCCUGCCUCCUGCGCAAUCUCCUGCCGAUUUUACUACACUGGUCGGGUCUGUUGACGUCCUAUGUGCGAUAACUCAGCUCCUCUACAAGCCCGUGGUUCACGAGACACUCAAAGCAGCUUCCGAUUUCCUUAGCGAGCUGAGAGUGAGCGAACUAGUGUCUUCCCAACAAGCAUUGGACGGGAUCGCAGCUUGGGUCGACGAUCAGCUGGAAUUGGUUCGGCUGGCUAUCACGGAAGAUAAUUGGCAAGCCGUCGCCGAUAUCAAGACCCAUUGGACGCCUACCAGAUAUACAUUAACGGGCUGUCAUACCUGCAGCAGAUAUGACAGGGUUUAA
This is a messenger RNA of Phytophthora sojae, 507 nucleotides long. RefSeq lists its product as hypothetical. The record is from RefSeq and is a predicted model, not a curated record. Lineage: Eukaryota; Oomycota; Peronosporomycetes; Peronosporales; Peronosporaceae. The transcript has 2 exons. Bases 1 to 507 code for a protein of 168 amino acids.